CACGACGUGAACGCGGUAAGCCACGCCCCUCUUGUCUUGUAAAUAUAACAUUGUUUAUGUUUGGUAGUUAUUUAUAAAAAUGUCGCGGUUUAUGAACGUAUGCGCUCUUUCAUUUAAAGUCCUCAUUCUCCCGUUGUAUAUCGCGGAGCACGUCGGACUUUUGGCUUUCUUCAAACGCGUCUUUCCUAUGAUUCAAUAUAAAGCCACGGACUGGUACAAUAACAAGAUGAACGACAAGAAACGGGAACUAUUCCGAAACCUGGAGCGAUUUCAGCCAUCAAAAGGCUCUCUGCGCAUCCUGGAGGUGGGCUGCGGAUCCGGGGCUAACUUCGAGCACUACCCGACGGGCUCCAAGAUCACCUGCACAGACCCCAACCAGCAUUUCAAGAAAUACCUGGAGAAAAGUAUGGAGAAAAACGAGCACCUGGUCUACGACAGCUUCAUAGUGGCGUCGGGGGAGAAUCUGCAAGGGGUGGAGGACAGCUCGGUGGAUGCUGUGGUUUGCACUCUGGUUCUGUGCUCGGUCAAAGACACCAACAAAGUUCUGCAGGAGGCAAGGAGGGUCCUGAGGCCUGGUGGAGCAUUUUUCUUCCUUGAGCACGUGGUGUCAGACCCUUCAACCUGGGCUUACUUUUUUCAACAUGUUCUUGCGCCAUUAUGGUACUUCUUUGGCGAUGGCUGUGAAGUAACCCGUGCUACAUGGAAGCACAUUGAGGCUGCUGGAUUUUCAGAUGUAAAGUUACACCACAUUCAAGCUCCUCUGUUUUUCAUGCUCAAACCACACAUCGUUGGCCAUGCGGUCAAAUAAUGAAAGUGAAUUUUGCCAGAUCAGGCCUGAUUUAUUUCAUCAUUCACUAUUAAUGUGUUUUUAUGAAAGAGCAAUUUGUAUUACACCAUAAAGUUUAGAGUUCACAGACUUAGUGAUGAUCACUUCUCAAGCUUGCAAUGUAUAUUUAAUAUAACUGCAUCAUUUUGCAUGAGUAUCCGAACUUUGUCUGCAAAACACAUCUCUAUUAAGAUGACUUGUAUACUAAUAUAUAUGUAUAUAUAUGUUUUUUUUUUUUGACGCCCUCCUUGCAGAUUAAAAAACAGGAGAAACACGGCUAAUUUUCAGACGUUAUGGUUAAUGCAGACACACUGCCCUCUUGUGGUUAUAGGAGCCAGUAAUUAAAGUAAAUAUUCAUAAACGUGAUAAUAAUUAUUAUAAUUGACUUAAUAUGUUGCCUUACUUCUGUA
Messenger RNA from Danio aesculapii, 1236 nucleotides. RefSeq names its product N6-adenosine-methyltransferase TMT1A-like. The transcript has 3 exons. Gene Ontology annotation, molecular function: S-adenosylmethionine-dependent methyltransferase activity. Bases 80 to 808 code for a protein of 242 amino acids. NCBI's taxonomy places the organism in Eukaryota, Metazoa, Chordata, Actinopteri, Cypriniformes, Danionidae. The record is from RefSeq and is a predicted model, not a curated record.